Ananas comosus (pineapple) is the source of this 1337-nucleotide messenger RNA. RefSeq names its product fruit bromelain-like. Bases 71 to 1126 code for a protein of 351 amino acids. The transcript has 2 exons. The record is from RefSeq and is a predicted model, not a curated record. Gene Ontology annotation, cellular component: lysosome. NCBI's taxonomy places the organism in Eukaryota, Viridiplantae, Streptophyta, Magnoliopsida, Poales, Bromeliaceae. Gene Ontology annotation, molecular function: cysteine-type endopeptidase activity.
CACCAAAAGCUCUUGUAGCUCGAUCUCCAAUUUCCUCAUACAUAUACUAGAUAUUUAGUGCUACAUAAGCAUGGCUUCCAAAGUUCAACUCGUGUUUCUUUUCUUGUUUCUCUGUGUGAUGUGGGCUUCGCCAUCGGCAGCUUCUCGUGACGAACCCAGUGAUCCCAUGAUGAAGCGGUUUGAAGAAUGGAUGGCAGAGUACGGCCGAGUGUACAAGGACAACGACGAGAAGAUGCGCCGGUUUCAGAUAUUCAAGAACAACGUGAAUCAUAUCGAAACCUUUAACAAUCGCAACGGAAAUUCAUACACUCUCGGUAUCAAUAAGUUUACCGAUAUGACAAAUAACGAAUUUGUUACUCAAUAUACUGGUGUAUCUCUCCCACUAAAUUUCAAGAGAGAGCCAGUGGUGUCAUUUGAUGACGUAAACAUCUCUGCGGUGGGUCAAAGUAUUGAUUGGAGAGACUAUGGUGCCGUAACAGAGGUCAAAGACCAAAACCCCUGUGGUUCUUGCUGGGCAUUCAGUGCAAUUGCGACGGUGGAAGGAAUCUACAAGAUCGUAACAGGGUACUUAGUAUCUCUAUCGGAGCAAGAAGUUCUCGAUUGUGCUGUUAGCAAUGGGUGCGACGGCGGCUUUGUGGACAAUGCCUACGAUUUCAUCAUAUCUAACAACGGUGUGGCCUCCGAAGCUGACUAUCCUUAUCAAGCAUACGAAGGCGAUUGCACCGCCAAUAGCUGGCCCAAUUCAGCUUACAUUACUGGUUAUUCAUAUGUGCGAAGCAACGACGAAAGCAGCAUGAAGUACGCUGUGUGGAAUCAACCAAUAGCUGCUGCUAUCGAUGCCAGUGGAGACAACUUUCAAUAUUACAAUGGCGGUGUGUUUAGUGGACCUUGUGGAACUAGUCUCAAUCAUGCCAUCACCAUUAUAGGUUACGGGCAGGAUAGCAGUGGAACACAAUAUUGGAUUGUAAAGAACUCAUGGGGUAGCUCAUGGGGUGAACGUGGAUACGUCCGUAUGGCGAGAGGUGUGUCUUCGUCUGGAUUAUGUGGAAUCGCCAUGGAUCCUCUCUAUCCCACUCUACAAUCAGGGGCUAAUGUCGCAGUUAUUAAGAUGGUUUCUGAAACUUGAAGCUACGAAUAAGUCGGAAGUAAAUGAUUUAGCAAUGCACUGCAGUUUGCUAUCUUAUUUGCUUAACUUACAUAAAUAAGGAUCGACGUUUGCUGCAUCCAAUAGCUAAGCUUGCUUCGACAUUGUGGUCUCUGUUCUGUUUCGGUGUGCCCAGUGAGUAUGUAAGUUUGAGUAUCUAUAAUCGGAUGUGCUCCUUAAUUAUUGUGAACUA